Molecule: messenger RNA, 9303 nt
Organism: Ceratotherium simum simum (southern white rhinoceros)
Lineage: Eukaryota; Metazoa; Chordata; Mammalia; Perissodactyla; Rhinocerotidae
Gene: HELZ2
Product: helicase with zinc finger 2
Molecular function (GO): RNA nuclease activity; RNA binding; metal ion binding
Source: RefSeq, a predicted model, not a curated record
GUGAUCGCCGGGCCGGGAGGGGCGCGGCCAAAUGAGGUGCCCGGCGGCAGCGGCGGAGGGUGGCGGGGGCCUGGCUCCGCGCCGAGGGCUUCUCAUCGUGGGUGAACAGCCCCAGAGGACCAGCUGAGCCCGUGAGUCUCAGAUGCCACUCCGCAGAGCCAGGCCAGCGUCAGAGACAGUGUCCCUGGGGUCCGGCCCAUCGCCCACUAGCCCCAUGGCCACCAAAGAGCCACCGCUGGCCAGGCUGUGCGCCCAGGUGGACCUGUGUUUGGGCUGCUCCCGCUGCACCCAGCGCCUCAAUGAGAGCACCUACCUCCUACGCGGGGUGGAGCAUAGCUGCCCCCGCGAGAUCCUGCUGGCCCGCUUCAAGCGAGCCACCAAGAGCAGGGUCUGGCGCAAGGUGGACCGCCGGCCCAGCUUCCCACGGCCCGCGCGCUAUGCAGUGUGCCGCUACUACAGCCCGGGGCUCGGCUGCCGGCGCCACCACAACCAGUGCACCUUUGCCCGGAGCCCCGAGGAGGCGCUGGUCUGGACCUUCGAGCGCGAGCACAACCUGCACCGUCUGUGGCUGAAGGCCGCGGUGCAGGGUGACGGGGCCCAGAGCGAGCUGCGCGACCCGGCUGAUGCCAUCCGCGCUGAGUUUGGCGGCCACUUCCAGCUGCUCUGUUCCCACUGCUUCAGACGCUGCCCCCCGCGCCUCUGCCCUGUGGACCCCCAGGGGCGGUGCUCCAAGCAUGGAGCCUGCCCCUCGCUCCUGGCCCAUGUGAGCAGCGAGGGCUGCCACAAGCAGCAGGUCGUGGAGGUGCGGCCGCAGCCGCAGUACGGUCAGCCACUGGCCUACUGCAUGUUCGUGGGGCGCGGCCGGCCAUGCCGGCACGGGGCGUCCCGCUGCCAGUAUGCUCACAGUGCCGUGGAGAUGGCCGUGUGGGAGGCCGAGCAGCUGAGUGGGCUCCAGCGGGCGAACCUGCUCACGCCCCCUGCCCCGACGGGGCACAGACGUACAGCCCCCCAGGGCCAGCCCCCUAGAGACCAGCUGUACUGCCACGUCUGCCUGCUCACCUGCCACUCCCAGGAGGCCUUUGAGAACCACUGCUCAUCCCUGGAGCACGCGCAGAUGGUGGCCUCGGACCAGGCCACACCCUGGGAGCACCGCAGCCCACCCACUGGGCUCUCCACGUUUGAGCUCUGCCCAAGGCCCGAUCUCUGUGAGUACGGGGUUGUCUGCACCAAGGCGCAUUCAGAGCAGGAGCUGCAGGAGUGGGUGUCACGGGCACGGACUGUGAAGCUGCGGGAGCAGGCGGCCUGGCAGGAGGGGCUGGUGCCCUACCAAGUGCGGCUGCUGGAGGAGUAUCAGAGUAGCAGCAAUGAGAUCCUGGUGCUGGCCGAGACCAUCGACGGCGUGUCCAUCACUUGCAACCAGCCCCUGCUGCAUCAGGCACAGGAGAAGAAAACUCAGCACAACUGGAUGUUCACCAUCCACUCUGAGGAGCCGCUGCUCCACGUGGCCCUGCUCAAGCAGGAGCCUGGAGCAGACUUCUCGCUGGAGGCUCCCCGCCUCCCCCUAGGCCGACUCUACGCGCAGGGGGAGCGCUUCUGUGUGCCCGGCUCCCCAGCUGAGUUCCACGUGGGGGUGCGAGUGCAGAGCUCCUCCUUUGGCACCUUCGAGCAGUGGGUGGUCUUUGACUUUGGCCACCGGCCGGCACUGCUGCGAAAGCUAGGACUGCAGCUGGGCCAGGCGCACUGCCCGGGGCUCCGAGGGACGCCAGUUCCCGGCCACCCUGUGGAGCUGGAGCGCUGGCACCCUGGCAACCGCCAUGUGGUGCCCAGCGUGGCUCGGACGGCGGAGCAGGCAGCCCUGAUGGCCAGGUACAAGGUGCCCGCCCUGGCCCUGGACUUCAGUCGCAGUGGCCUGGCCUCAGGCCCCAUCUCCUGCACCAACUACCGGCAGAGGAUGCACCAGUUUCUCUAUGAGGAGGAGGCUGCUCAGCAACAGCUGGUGGCCAAGCUGAACCUUCAGGUCCCAGUGUCCCUGAGGACGGCACUGCAGACACCAGCCCUGGGCAUGCUCUUCCCGCCACCAGGAGCCCUCUAUGCCGAGGUCCCCAUCCCCUCUUCCCUUACACCAGACACAGACCAGGGCUUUCUGCUGGGCCGGGCAGUCAGCACGGCCCUUGUGGCCCCCGUGCCCGCGCCUGACCACACAGUGUUCGAGGUGCGGCUGGAGACCCGGGCCAGCUCAGAGCAGGCGCUGUGGCUGCUGCUGCCCGCCCACUGCUGCACAGCCCUGGGGCUGCAGCCUGAGGUCAGCCCGGUCCUGGAGGUGCAGUUCCAGAUCGACCCGCUGACCUUCCGCCUAUGGCACCAGGCAGUGGACGCGCUGCCUGAGGAGCGCCUGGUGGUGCCUGACCUGCUGGCCUGCACCCUGCCCCACCCUUGGCCCACCCCACCUGCCCUGCACGGCAACCGCAAGCAGAGGCUGGCCGUGGAGUUCAUCGCAGGCAGCAGCCCUGGGGGCGCACAGCCCAUCGCUCCGCUGCUCAUCUACGGCCCCUUUGGCACGGGCAAGACCUACACGCUGGCCAUGGCCUCCCUGGAGGUCAUCCGGCAGCCCCACACCAAGGUCCUCAUCUGCACGCACACCAACAGCGCGGCCGACAUCUACAUUGAGGAGCAUUUCCACGGCUACGUCAGCAGUGGCCACCCGGAGGCCGCUCCGCUCCGGGUGAUGUACACGGACCGCCCGCCGAGCCAGACGGACGCAGCCACGCUGCAGUACUGCUGCCUGACCGAGGACCGCCGGGCCUUCCGCCUGCCGACUUGGGCAGAGCUGGAGCAGCACCGCAUCGUGAUCACCACCACCUCCCAGGCCCGUGAGCUCAGGGUGCCUGCCGGCUUCUUCUCGCACAUCCUCAUUGACGAGGCUGCCCAGAUGCUGGAGUGCGAGGCGCUCACCCCGCUGCGCUACGCCUCGCUUAGCACCCGCGUGGUGCUGGCGGGGGACCACAUGCAGGUCACACCCAGACUCUUCAGCGUGGCCAGGGCCCAGGCGGCCGGGUGCACGCUGCUGCACCGCCUCUUCCAGCACUACCAGCAGCAGACGCACGAGGUCGCCCAGCGGAGCCGCGUCGUCUUCCACGAGAACUACCGCUCCACCGAGGCCAUCAUCAGCUUCGUCUCGCGCCACUUCUACGUGGCCAAGGGCAACCCCAUCCGCGCCAGCGGCAAGGUCCCUCGCCACCCCCGGCACUAUCCGCUCGUGUUCUGCCACGUGGCGGGCAACCCCGAGCGCGACAUGUCGAUGACGUCCUGGCUUAACGCGGCCGAGGUCGCCCAGGUCGUCGAGAAGGUGCAGGAGGUCUAUGACACCUGGCCCCACUGCUGGGGCAGCCGGGAGCAGAAGCACAUCUGCGCCGUGUCCCACGGCGCCCAGGUGAGCGCGCUGAGGCAGGAGCUGAGGAAGAGGGGCCUGGCCCAGGUGUCUGUGGGCAGCUUUGAGAUCCUACCAGGCCGGGAGUUCCGGGUGGUGGUGCUGAGCACCGUGCACAACCACAGCAGCCUGCGGGGCCCCGGGGUGCCCGCCCUGGAGUUCUUCACGGAUGCCCGUGUGCUCAACACUGUCAUGACCCGAGCCCAGUCCCAGGUGGUGGCCGUGGGCGACGCCGUGGCCCUCUGCUCCUUCGGGGCCUGCAGCAAGCUCUGGAAGAGCUUCAUCCGCGAGUGUGUGGAGCAUCGCAGCGUCUGCCCCGAGGACCUGUCGCUGGAGCAGAUCAAGCAGGGCGUGGUCCAGAGGCAGCGCUGGCCCCUCCAAGCAGGGAGACCAGUGGCGGUGGGGGCUGCGGACACUGUCCUGGAGCAGGGGGCAGCAGGGGCCCCAGCCACACAGCACACGGCCGUGGCGAAGGUUGAGCCAGGGGCUGUGGCUGAGGGGGGUGCGUCCCGGUCCAGGGCCUCAGUGGCAGAGGACGUGGCCACACAGAAGGCAGAGGCUGGGGACGCAGCAUCAGAGUCUGCAGCUAGGGGGCACCCAGCAGCAAAGGAGGCAGCCGCCGCGCACACGGAGGCAGGGGACACUGCAUCCGCGGGGAACUCGGUGAGGGGGGACGUGGCCUCCGGGGACGCCACCGCAAGUGGGGAGACCGAGGACCCUGAGGACUCCGAGUCUGACUUCUGGCCUUCCGACGGGGAGCUCAACGCCGAUGACUCCAUCCUGCAGGAGCUCCUGGACGAGAGCCGGAACAUGACGGUGACCGUGCGGGAGGAUGGGCUGCUGGACACCAUCCCCAGUCCCGCGUCCCCACACCAGGCCCGGCAGUACGUGAACCUGCCCCGGGCCACGCUGCGGAAGCUGCUCCGCGCGGAGCCUGAGCUGUACCGCCGCUGCGCCUUCACGCUGGAGACCUUUGAUCGGGCGACGGCCGUGCCGCUGGAUGGCACGGGCCUUGGCCCCAUCCAGGUCAGGGGCCGCCUGCACUGCGGGAUGGCCUUCACCGGGGACGAGGUGCUGGUGAAGGUCCUUGGCGGGGCUGCCGGUGACAGGGGCCCCGCGGGGCGGCUGCAGGGCCGUGUGGUGGGUGUGCUCAAGAGGAGGCGCAGCGAGCUGGUGUUCGUGUGCCGCAUGGACGAGUGGGACCCCCGCAUCAUGACCCCCAUCGACAGCUCUGUGACCAAGAUCUUUGUGGCUGAGCUGAAGGACCCGCUGCAGGUGCCCGUGCACCGCCUUGUGCAGGGCCACGUGCAGCGGGUGGGGUACGAGCGGCUCACGGCCAAAGCCCGGCGCAACCGUCUCUUCCGCGUGCGCAUCGUCCUGUGGCGGGAGCGCUUCUAUUACCCGCUUGGCAUCGUCCUGGAGGUGCUGCCCGAGGCCGACACCUGGGAGCGGGGCCUCCACGUCCUGGACCUGGAGUUCGGCCUCAGGGAGCCCUCGCCAGACCCGGCCUUGGUCGCCAAGGUGCUGCAGAAAUACCGUGCGGAGCUGGGCCGGGCGCCGGGCUGGCGGGAGGACUGCCGCUGCCUCCUGACCUUCACCGUAGACCCUCGGGGCGCCCGCAGCCUGGAUGACGCCCUCAGCGUCCGGGACCUGGGCCCCCGGUACGAGGUGGCCGUGCACAUCGCCGACGUGGCCAGCGUUUUGCCCCGGGACGGGGCGCUGGAUGUGGAGGCCCGCAGGCAGGGGACUGCCUUCUACGCCCCUGACCGGGAGCCAGUGCCCAUGCUGCCGGCCCGCCUCUCCCAGGACGCAUUCAGCCUCCUGCCAGGCCAGGACCGCUUAGCCAUCUCCCUUUUCCUCACCGUGGAGAAGGGCAGCGACCAGCUCCGGAGUCGGCGAUUUGCGCCCUCCGUGAUCCGCUCCGACCGCCAGCUGUCCUACGAGGAGGCCGAGCAGGUGAUCAAGGGGCACCCGGGUGCGGGCCUGGAGCUGCCGGCCCGCCUGGACUCAGUGGAGGCCUGCGUGGCUGCCGCGUGCCACCUCUCCCGGGCAUUGCGCCGACGCCGCCUGCUGGCUGACCGCCACUAUGAGCAGCCAGACGAGGACAGCACGCUGGGCUUCCGUGUGGCCCAUGUCAUGGUCAAGGAGUACAUGAUCCAGUUCAACAGCCUGGCAGCCGACUUCCUGGUGGGCAGCGAGCGCACGCGGACGGUCACACCGCUGCGGUGGCAGCCCACGCCCGGCAGCCGCCAGCUUGAAGCCGUGCGCGAGAAGCACAGGGGGCUGGUGCCCCUGUCGCUGCACCUCCGCCACCACCUCCAGGGCCGCGGCCCCCCCGACACGCAGCUGCACGUGCUGACCUCCCUCUGGAGGCAUGUCCAGCUUGCAGCCCACGCCCAGGACUUCCACAGGCUGGUGGACCUCGUCACCACAGACGACAUACACCCCUCGCUGGCCCCGGCAGGCCUCGACUUGCGCCGGGCCCUGGGCCGCUCUGUCUUUGGCCGCUCCAGCCAGGGCGAACAGCAGCCGGCCGGCCACUACUCGCUGCAGGUGGACUGGUACACGUGGGUGACCUCGCCCAUCCGCAGGUACCUGGACGUGGUGCUGCAGCGGCAGAUCCUGCUGGCACUGGGCCAGGGGGGCGCCACUUACUCCGCCAGGGACAUCGACGGGCUCUGCCAGGAUUUCAGCCACCAGCACGUGAGCGCCCAGAGGUACCAGCGCCGAGCCCGCAGCCUGCACCUGGCCGCGCGGCUCAAGGCCCAGCCCCAGGACAAGCUGGGCUUCGUGGUGGAUGUGGAGGCAGGCGCCCGCUGUUUCAAGCUGCUCUUCCCCGCCAACCACGAGACCCUGCCUGACCCCUGCCCCAUCUACUACCGCUCCCUGCAGCUGGCUGAGCACCCCCACAACUCGCCGGGCCGGCCAGGCCUGCGGCUUUCGUGGCGGCGCCGCAUCUACCCGGUGCAGGUGAACGGGCCGUGCCCCCCGCUGCCUGGCGCCCUGCUCGACAUGCACACCCGGCCCGUCGACGCUGCGCUGUGGCAGCAGCUGCUGGAGCUGCUGGAGGAGGAGCGGUGGCCUGAGGCGGCCGCCCUGGUGCAGGCGUGGGGUGCUGCAGAGCCCCGGCCGCGGAAGCUGGGGCGGGUGUGGCGGAGCCGCUGCGGCCACUUCGUGGAAGUGGCCCGGGAGCUGACCAGGGGGGACACGCUGCAGGUGCAGCUCGGCGCCACCCUGCAGCGAGGGCUCCUGGCACCAGCUCUGCAGCUGUGGACGGUGGCGCCUGGCCUCAGCCUCUGCCUAGAGCACGCGGAGCGGCCAGGCGACUGCUUCUCGGGCCACGUGCCCCAGGCAGGGCGGGACCGGUGCCAUGACGUGGACGAGUACUCCCGCGUGUGGGAGCCGUUCUGCUCCCUGGAGUCGGCCACCAGCGCGGUCGCCGAGAACGACUCCAUCACGCUGCAGCACGUGGGCGUAUCCUGGGCCGAGGAGCGGACGCCGCAGGGGCAGCUGCAGGGCACCUUCCGCCUGGAGGCCGCCUUCCUCCGGGAGCACUGCAUCGACAUCAGCCUCAGCCACUGCUACCUCUGCAUCCGGCUCGAGGGGCUGCCGGCCGUGCCCAACGCAGGGGGGCCGCACCCCCCGGCCAGCCCUGGCCAGCCUCCCCCGGCCACCCCACCCUGUGGGCCCAGCAACCUCGGCCCCCUCCUGAGCAUCGACCCUGACACCUACACCUGGGUGGCCCACGGGCUGACAGAGGACUGGGACCCAAAGGAGGGCAAGGCAGACCGCCAGGAGGCCCCCAAGCAGGUGCACUUCUUCAUCCACCGCACAGCCAUGGAGAAGGUUCCAGAAGAGGUGCUGAGGCCUGGCACCCGAUUCACCAUUGAGAUGCUGCCCAAGCAGCUUCCUGACCUCCGCAAGGAAGAAGCUGUGCGUGAGCUGAAGGACGCGUCCCCGCUGGCCAUCAGCAUCGCCCUAGGCCAGCCCAUUCCCCUGCCCCGCCCCCCUCCUUGCCAGCAGCCCCUCAGAAGAGGGACACCCCACCGGUUCCUGGAGCGGCAGACCUUCGACAUCCCCGGAAGCCGCCACAAGCUGAACCCCAGCCAGAACGGGGCCGUCAGGGAGGCUCUGAAGAAGCAGUUCACAGUCAUCCAGGGCCCACCAGGCACUGGGAAGACGGUGGUGGCUCUCCACAUUGUGUUCUGGCUUCACAAGGCAAAUGAGGAGCAGGCGCCAGCCUGCGGUGGGGAGAAGCGGCUGGGGGGCCCCUGCGUCCUGUACUGCGGCCCCUCCAACAAGUCGGUGGACGUCCUGGCAGGGAUGCUCCUGAGCAGGAAAGAAGAGCUGCAGCCCCUUCGCGUGUACGGCGAGCAGGCCGAGGCCACCGAGUUCCCAGUGCCGGGUGUGGGCAGCAGGGGUCCACCCAAGAAUACCCCUCGGGAGGGGAGGCCGAACCAGACCCUCAGGAGCAUCACCCUGCACCACCGGAUCCGGCAGCCUUCCAACCCCUAUGCCCCAGACCUCAAGGCGUUCGACGCCCGGCUGCAGAAAGGGGAACUGUUCUCCAAGGACGACCUCAGUUGGUACAGGAGGGUCCUGGGCAAGGCGAGGAGGUUCGAGCUGGACCGGCACAGGGUCAUCCUGUGCACGUGCUCCUGUGCAGCUUCGGUUGCCCUCAAGAGCCUGGACGUCCGGCAGAUCCUCGUGGACGAGGCGGGCAUGGCCACAGAGCCCGAGACCCUCAUCCCCCUGGUGAACUUCUCGACGGCCGAGAAGGUGGUUCUUCUUGGGGACCAUAAACAGCUGCGGCCUGUGGUCAAGAAUGAGCAGCUGCAGAACCUGGGUCUGGACCGGUCUCUCUUCGAGAGGUACCACAGGGAUGCCUACAUGCUGGAUACGCAGUACCGCAUGCACAAGGACAUCUGUACCUUCCCCUCCAUGGAGUUCUACAAGAGCAAGCUGAAGACCUGGCAGGGCCUGAGGAGGUCGCCCAGCAUCCUGGGCCAUGCCGGCAAGGAGAGCUGCUCUGUCAUCUUUGGCCACAUGCAGGGCCAUGAGCAGAGCCUGCUGGUGUCCACGGACGAAGGGAAUGAGAACUCCAAGGCCAACCAGGAGGAGGUGGCAGAGGUGGUUCGCAUCGCCAAACAGCUGACCUUGGGCAGGACAGUGGAACCCAAGGACAUCGCCAUCCUCACACCCUACAACGCACAGGCCACAGAGAUCAGCAAGAGCCUCGUGCAAGAGGGCAUCACGGGAGUGACCGUGUGCUCCAUCACCAAGAGCCAGGGGAGCGAGUGGCGCUAUGUGCUGGUGAGCACCGUCCGCACGUGCCCAGAGAGUGACCUGGACCAGCGGCCGACUAAGGGCUGGCUUAAGAAGUUCCUGGGCUUCGUGGUGGACCCCAACCAAGUGAACGUAGCCAUCACCCGGGCCCAGGAGGGGCUCUGCCUCAUCGGAGACCACCUCCUCCUGCAGUGCUGCCCUCUCUGGCGUCGACUCCUGGACUUCUGUGAGGCCCAGCAGAGCCUUGUGCCCGCCGGCCAGGUGCGGGUCCGGAGGAGACCAGCCGUGUCCUUCUGAAGAUCCCUACCUGCCUGCUGCCCUCAAGCUGCCAGGAUUGUGAAGAAACGCCCCAGGCCCUCCUGGGCUGGCCAGCCUGGUGGGGCCCACUCAGCGGAAUCCCAUGUGCCUUAGUGGUCACUGCCAGCCACCAUCUGGCCACCUGCGCCUGGCUGCCUGGGCAGGGGUCUCGGUGGCCGGCCGUGGUGGUGCACAAUAACCAAGUUCCUGAGUCCUGGCUUCUCCCCAGGGGGGAGCAGGCCAGGCAGCACCCUGCCGUUGUACAUAACCUUGGAGGAGACCCCACCCUCCCU